This is a messenger RNA of Cladophialophora yegresii CBS 114405, 513 nucleotides long. RefSeq names its product carbonate dehydratase. The record is from RefSeq and is a predicted model, not a curated record. Bases 1 to 513 code for a protein of 170 amino acids. NCBI's taxonomy places the organism in Eukaryota, Fungi, Ascomycota, Eurotiomycetes, Chaetothyriales, Herpotrichiellaceae. Gene Ontology annotation, molecular function: zinc ion binding; carbonate dehydratase activity. The transcript has 4 exons.
AUGUCUGCAAUCCAGAAGAAUGUUGAAGCGGCCUCAGAAGCAUACUCGUCCUCGUUCAGCCAAGGGCAUCUCGCUCUCCCACCAGCAAAGAAAUAUCUUGUCUUGACGUGCAUGGACGCUCGCAUUGACCCAGCCCAAGCCUUUGGAAUCAGGCUUGGAGACGCACAUGUCAUCCGCAAUGCAGGAGCGUCGGCGCAGGACGCAUUGCGGAGUGUUAUCAUUUCGCAGCAGCUGGUCGGCACUCAGGAAAUUGUCCUGGUCAAGCACACAGGCUGCGGUAUGCUGACAUUCAAGAACGAAGAUGCAUAUGGCUUGGUUGACAAGAACCUCGGAUCCGAGGCAGCAGCGGAGCUCAAAUCCCGCGGACUGGACUUUCUUCCGUUUCCACAGCUGGAAGAUGCUGUAAAAGACGACGUGGAGUGUCUCAAGAAUACCAAGUUGGUACCGGACAGCGUCGCCAUUAGUGGCUGGAUCUAUGAAGUCGAAACGGGCAAAACCCGCAGAGUCGUCUGA